Messenger RNA from Grammomys surdaster, 267 nucleotides. RefSeq names its product zinc finger protein 124-like. The transcript is spliced from 3 exons. The coding region runs from base 1 to 267 and encodes 88 amino acids. Gene Ontology annotation, biological process: regulation of DNA-templated transcription. Lineage: Eukaryota; Metazoa; Chordata; Mammalia; Rodentia; Muridae. The record is from RefSeq and is a predicted model, not a curated record.
AUGACGCGACCACCCAGUAAUUCUCGAAAGACUCCGAAACUGGAUGCAACAGCAGAGGUUUAUUCGGGAGGAACAGAGUCAGUGAGCUUUGAGGAUGUAGCUGUGAAGUUCACGCAGGAGGAGUGGGCUGUGCUGGACCCAUCCCAGAGGACACUGUACAAAGAUGUGAUGCAGGAAACCCUGAGGAACCUGGCCUCUCUAGGAAAUAAGUUGGGUAACCAGAAGGUUGAAAAUGAGUAUGAAAAACUGUGGAGAAAACUAAGGUAA